AUGCAAGAAACCGUUACAAACGAGAGAAAAUCUUUAUUUUCUUCAUUCCUUGAAGUCCUCGAAGCGCGGGAAAAACAAGCCCAAGCUGAUCGACAGCUGCAGGAGGAAAAGUAUCAGAGAAGAACCCAAAGAAUAUAUGAAUUCCAUGAGAGACAGCAGCGCGAGGCGGCCGAGCUGCAGCGCUGCGUGGAGUACGUGUCGCAGCACGCGGGGGUGCUGGAGUCGGUGCUGAGGGGCGCGGGGGGAGGAGGGGACGGGGUGCCGCUGUCCGCAGCGCUGGUGAGGCACGCCGCCGCGCUGCAGCGCUGCAUGGCUCAGUGCGUGGCCAACGCGUCGCGCAUCCGACACCUGCUGACGGCCGCCCACCAGCCACAGAUGGACUCCAUGCUCGCUAAGAUGGUGAGUGCUGUAGUGACUUACUGA
Molecule: messenger RNA, 423 nt
Organism: Danaus chrysippus (African queen)
Lineage: Eukaryota; Metazoa; Arthropoda; Insecta; Lepidoptera; Nymphalidae
Source: the annotation of a GenBank genome assembly